Fibroporia radiculosa is the source of this 1287-nucleotide messenger RNA. RefSeq lists its product as uncharacterized. The record is from RefSeq and is a predicted model, not a curated record. Lineage: Eukaryota; Fungi; Basidiomycota; Agaricomycetes; Polyporales; Fibroporiaceae. The transcript is spliced from 5 exons. The coding region runs from base 1 to 1287 and encodes 428 amino acids.
AUGGCUUCCUCCCAGCUCGACAUCCCGCUCGUCCGUGCUGCUUUCCCCGCACUGGCCUCGGAUUUCCUGUACGCGGAUAAUGCAGGCGGAUCACAAUGUCUUGCUUCCGCGGUGUCUCGAAUUUCAGACUACCUGCUCAACACAAACGUACAGCUUGGCGCGGAUUAUUCUGUUUCCGUAGCAAGCACUACACGAGUUGCAGAUGGUGCAGAGGCCGCCCGAGAGCUGCUAAACGCAACGAGCGUGGAUGAAGUCGCCUUUGGGAGCAGUUCAACGAUGCUUGUGGAGAAUCUUGCGCGGGCGUUAGAGGCGGAUGUUUUAGCAGGCGAGGAGAUUGUUGUUACCGGCGAGCAUGAGGCGAAUGGCGGCCCUUGGAAGAGACUUGCGCAAAGACGGGGGGGAAUUGUGAAGCUAUGGGAUGCAACACAACUCCCAACGGCUCUUAACAAUCCCUACUCGGUUGGCUUGCAGUUGGAGACACUUCUGCCGCUCAUCACCUCGAAGACGCGCCUAGUCGCAUUCACUGCAUGUUCCAACAUCCUGGGCUCGAUAGUGCCCGUUAAAAUGAUAACUAAGGCCGUGAAGAAUAAAGCUCACGAGCUCGGUGUACGGAAGCUCGAAGUGUGCGUAGACUGCGUGGCGUACGCACCCCAUCGGCGUAUGGAUGUGCAGGACUGGAAUAUCGAUUAUUGUGUCUUCUCUAUGUAUAAGGUGUAUGGCCCACAUGCCUCCGUGCUGUAUACGCAUCAGCCGGCGCUCAGCCGGUCACUCACCUCCCUCGCGCACCACUUUCUUAGCGCUGCAGUCGCUGAAAAGCCUUAUAAACUUCAGCCUGGUGGACCAGGAUACGAGAUCGUGUACGGUUGCACUGCCGUCCCGCUCUAUCUGCGCUCGCUAGUACCCUCUGGGUCUCUUGACGAUGCAUUUGCGAGUAUCGCAGCGCAUGAGCAGACAUUACUUGGACCACUGCUUACGUACCUCCAAGGAAAAGCAGAGCGCGGUGUCCGCAUUGUCGGAGACGAGCAAGCAGGUCUCAAUCGAGUACCAACAGUGAGCUUUGUAGUGGGUGGCGAACGAAGUAUCCGCAGCCAGGACGUAGUAGCAGCAUUUGACGCGAGAGGAAAUAUCGGCAUUCGCUAUGGCCACUUUUACGCAUUUACACUUGUCGAUAACCUUCAGCCAAAGCUGGAUGUCGAUGAUGCUGUCGUACGCAUAUCGUUUGUGCACUACAACACGAUCGAAGAAGUGCGGAAAAUCAUCCACAUCCUGGAAGAAGUCCUGGCUUGA